This is a messenger RNA of Thamnophis sirtalis, 275 nucleotides long. NCBI's taxonomy places the organism in Eukaryota, Metazoa, Chordata, Lepidosauria, Squamata, Natricidae. The record is from RefSeq and is a predicted model, not a curated record.
CGUCACCCAUGUCGUCGGAAGAAAAAGCAGAGAACCACUUGGUUCCUGAUGGCCAGGCUUUGGAGCAGCAGAACGUGAUCAGUCGGGUGGCUGGCCUUACCUUGGUGAGUUCAACCUGCGACAUGGUCUCCUCGGCCUAUACCUCCACCAAGGAGACGAGUCCCUACCUGAAGUCCGUCUGUGAUGUAGCGGAGAAAGGGGUGAAGACCCUCACAGCAGCUGCCCUAUGUGGUGCCCAACCUCUGGUCACCAGACUGGAGCCUCAGAGUGAGUAA